AUGGUUACAUUUUUACCGCGACCGCAUUGUUGCCAGUUGUUCUCGGUCGCGAUCAAACGCGCCAUCAGCAAACCAGUUCCCUCAACUGCAAAGUGGGUACCCAGGAGGCCCAUGUCGACAGCAGUAGGCAAGGGUGUCGACCUACCUGACGGUAGGCGUCUCGGUUACCAUGAGUUUGGUGAACCUACAGGAACUCCAGUAAUUUACAUUCACGGAACACCAGAUUCGGGAGUCACGCUCGCUGGGUUCGAAGAUCCUCUUGCGAAACGGCUGGGCGUCCGCUGGAUUGCCCCUGAUCGUCCGGGUAUUGGCCAUUCCACAUUUUAUCCGCACCGUAAAGUCUUGGACUAUCCAGCCGAUCUGAAAGCCUUGAUCCAGCAUCUCGGGCUUCCCAACUAUCGCAUCAUUGGAACGAGUGGAGGUACUGGUUAUACCCUUGCAUGUGCACAAGCAUUGCCUAGAGAGGAGUUACUGGCGGUCGGCAUAUGCGCUGGCGUCGGGCCUUGGGAAGCAGGUCAGGCUGGUCAGAGUGAGAUUAUUCAGAAACUCGUCAUAUCCGCUGUCAGGGUUUUCAGACAAGCUUAUGCCCGAGGAGGGGCGGGCCAUGGCCUGGAGAUGAAGCUCAACACUGAACCUUGGGGUUUCAACAUAGAAGACAUCGACUACAAGGGUAUCAGACUGUGGUAUGGGUCUGCAGACGAGAAUACUUCACCAGGUAUGGGACAAUACAUGGCAAAGAGACUACCGAAGGCGGUCUACAAGGAGUAUCCGGGGGAAACGCACUACAGUAUCUGGAGGGAAGAGCUUUUGACGGAAUUUCUCAAGGACCUGAUAGAUUGAAAGAACAAACGCAUUCGUGACGUUUUCUGGUAGCGGUGUUUUACAGCAAUCAUAUGUUUUUGGUAGCAAGUCUUCAAAGGAAACGAAAUUGGAACAAAGAAGGCAUGGAUUUGUAAUGUAAACACCUCUGGCCUGAUGCUCCAAGGCUUGUAGUGGAGGUCACAAACCGGCAAUGCUGAUAUGCAUGUUAAGAUAGGAC
This is a messenger RNA of Fusarium redolens, 1039 nucleotides long. Its product is annotated as Alpha/Beta hydrolase protein. The coding region runs from base 1 to 840 and encodes 279 amino acids. The record is from RefSeq and is a predicted model, not a curated record. NCBI's taxonomy places the organism in Eukaryota, Fungi, Ascomycota, Sordariomycetes, Hypocreales, Nectriaceae. The transcript has 2 exons.